Aureobasidium melanogenum CBS 110374 is the source of this 549-nucleotide messenger RNA. RefSeq names its product putative ADP-ribosylation factor. Lineage: Eukaryota; Fungi; Ascomycota; Dothideomycetes; Dothideales; Saccotheciaceae. The record is from RefSeq and is a predicted model, not a curated record. Gene Ontology annotation, biological process: vesicle-mediated transport; intracellular protein transport. Bases 1 to 549 code for a protein of 182 amino acids. The transcript is spliced from 5 exons. Gene Ontology annotation, cellular component: Golgi apparatus; cytoplasm. Gene Ontology annotation, molecular function: GTPase activity; GTP binding.
AUGGGAGGCUAUCUUUCGUCACUGUCGAAACUUGUAUGGGCAAAGAAAGAGAUUAGGAUUCUGAUUUUGGGCUUGGACAAUGCUGGAAAGACAACUCUCCUCUACAGACUCAAGAUUGGCGAAGUCGUAACCACAAUUCCCACGAUAGGCUUCAACGUCGAGUCUGUAAACUACAAAAACCUCAACUUCAAUGUUUGGGAUUUGGGAGGUCAAACGUCUAUUCGUCCAUACUGGAGAUGUUAUUAUGCCAACACCGCUGCUGUCAUUUUCGUCAUUGACUCGACUGAUGUCGACCGACUCUCCACAGCUGCCGAUGAGCUUUCUGCAAUGUUGAACGAGGAGGAAUUGCGUGAUGCUGCACUGCUAGUCUUUGCAAACAAGCAAGAUCAGCCGGGUGCCAAGGGUGCUGGUGAUAUCAGUGAAGCUCUCCGCUUGGGUGAGCUCAAGGACCGGAACUGGACUAUCGUGGCUUGCAGUGCUAUUGAUGGCAGGGGUGUGUCAGAGGGCAUGGAUUGGAUGGUGCAAACCGUGCAACAAGACUCGUCGUGA